AUUUGGUAUCGUCCAGUCGUCCGGCACGCGUUCCCACGUGUUACAGCUCUACAUGACGCACAUGGGAAACACAGAGAGUUUUCUAUUGUAAUAUAUGUUUUUAUUAAGAAAAUGCAAUUUUCUAAAGAAACACCAUGGAGGCGAUUAGAAGGCAUGUCGUUUGGCAUGUAUUCCGCGGAGGAAUUAAGGAAGCUGAGUGUGAAGACUAUCACUAACUCCCUGCUGCUGGAUAAUGUGGGCAGUGCCGCUCCGAACGGGCUGUAUGACCUGGCGCUGGGUCCUGCUGAUAGAAAAGAGAUCUGCUCCACCUGCAUGCAGGACUUCGACAGCUGUCCGGGACACUUCGGCAUCAUAGAGCUGCCGCUGACCGUCUACAACCCUCUGUUCUUUGAUAAAUUAUUUUUGCUCAUCCGGGGCUCAUGCCUGAUGUGUCACACGCUGAAGUGUCCAAGAGCGGCUAUCCUUUUACUGCUGGGCCAGCUGAAGCUCCUGGACGUGGGUGCGUUGAGGGAGGUGUACGAGCUGGAGAAUGUGCUCAAUCAGUUCCUGAAUGUCAACGCUCAGCCGACCACAUUAGAAAUGCAAGAAGUUCUGGAUGGGUUUGUUAAUCCCAUCCUCAAAGCCAAUAAAGACAAGAAGCACCUGGCUCCUGUCAAACACAUCUGUGAGAAAAAGUCCAGUCUCAUUAACAAUUUCUGGAAAACACAAAUGGGCUCAAGGAAAUGUAUGAAUUGCAAAACCGGGAAGGAUAUCGUUCGCAGAGAACACAACAGCAAAAUCAUCAUCUUUAAAGCGAUGAACGCAAAAGAUUUAGAGCAGCCCGAUGAUACACAGCUGACCAAGCGUGGAUUCUUGACUCCAAGUUUGGCGCGAGAGCAUAUCCUCAAACUCUGGCAGAUAGAAGGUUUGUUCCUGAAGCAUCUGAUAAGUUCGGAGAAAGGCUUCAGUCCUGAACUUUUCUUCUUGGAUUUGCUGGUGGUUCCUCCAUGCAAGUACAGGCCUAUUAAUCGUUUGGGAGACCAGAUGUUCACCAACGGACAGACUGUGAACAUGCAGUCCGUGUUAAAGGAUAAUUUCACCAUUCAGAAAUUGCUUGCAUUAAUCGCUUCUGAGAAGAUUAACGAUACUGAAGACACGCAGACAGAGAUAGAUAAGUCUGGUGAAGCCGUCGAGAGCAGUGAGAUGGAUCAGUCCUUCUUAAUAGGCAUCCCGGGACUGACUCUCACAGACAAGCUCUACAACGUCUGGAUCCGCCUGCAGAGUCACGUCAACAUCGUGUUUGACAGCGACAUGGACAAACUGAUAACUGAGAAGUUUCCAGGCAUUCGUCAGCUCUUGGAGAAGAAAGACGGCUUGUUCAGGAAACACAUGAUGGGAAAGCGUGUGGAUUACGCUGCACGCUCUGUCAUUUGUCCUGAUAUGUACAUCGGAACCAAUGAGAUUGGAAUACCAAUGGUUUUUGCUACCAAGUUGACGUACCCGCAGCCGGUGACGCCCUGGAACGUGAAGGAACUCAGGCAGGCGGUGCUGAACGGACCCGACGUCCACCCUGGAGCCUCUAUGGUCAUUAAUGAAGACGGGUCUCGCACCAUUCUCAGCAACAACCUGACCCAGAGAGAAGCUGUGGCCAAACAGCUGCUGACCCCCAGCACCGGCCUGCACAGGAUACCCAUGAAGAUUGUGAAUCGGCACAUCAAGAAUGGAGAUGUGCUGCUGUUAAACCGUCAGCCCACUCUGCACAGACCGUCAAUUCAGGCCCACUGCGCUCGGAUCCUGCCCGGAGAGAAAGUGCUCCGCUUGCAUUACGCUAACUGUAAGGCCUACAACGCUGACUUUGAUGGAGACGAGAUGAACGCUCACUUCCCUCAGAGUGAGCUGGGCCGAGCCGAGGCCUACACGCUAGUGAGCACAGACCAGCAGUACCUAGUGCCCAAAGAUGGGAAGCCGCUGGCCGGCCUGAUUCAGGACCACAUGGUGUCUGGCACCAGCAUGACCAUCCGCGGCUGUUUUUUCACGCGGGAUCAGUACACUGCGCUCAUCUACAGAGGCCUGACAGACAAGAUGGGCAGAGUGAAGCUCCUCCGUCCCGCGCUCAUUAAACCCGUGCCGCUCUGGACAGGAAAGCAGGUGGUGUCGACCCUUUUGCUGAAUGUCAUCCCGGAAAACCACAUCCCUUUAAACUUGACGGGAAGAGCGAAGAUUCCCAGUAAAGCCUGGGUGAAGGAGCCUCCCAGAUCUGCUCCAGGAUACAAGCCGGAGUCCAUGUGUGACUCUCAGGUGGUCAUUCGUCAGGGAGAGCUGCUGGUGGGCGUUCUGGAUAAAGCUCACUAUGGCAGCUCAGCGUACGGUCUGGUGCACUGCUGCUACGAGCUCUACGGAGGAGAGACCAGCGGAAAACUGCUCAGCUGUCUGGCUCGACUCUUCACUGCCUACCUGCAGCUUUACCGCGGCUUCACCUUGGGUGUGGAGGACAUUCUAGUAAAAGAUGGAGCCAACAAACAAAGAAGGAAAAUUAUCCAAAAGUCAGUCACAUGUGGCUCCAAGGCUCUUCAGGCUGCGUUUAACCUGCCCGCAUCCGCUGGAGACGCUGAAGCCAGAGAACGCUGGCAGGACGCACAUCUGAACUCAGACCAGAGAGAUUUCAACAUGGUGGACCUGAAGUUCAAAGAGGAGGUCAAUGAAGUGAACAACAACAUCAACAAGGUUUGCAUGCCACUGGGUCUCCAUCGCUCCUUCCCAGAAAACAACCUUCAGCUGAUGGUGCAGUCCGGAGCCAAGGGAUCUACUGUUAACACUAUGCAGAUCUCCUGUUUAUUGGGUCAGAUUGAGCUGGAGGGCCGCCGACCACCGCUGAUGCCUUCUGGGAAGUCCCUGCCCUGCUUUCAGCCCUACGAACCACAGCCGCGCUCCGGAGGAUUCGUGACUGGCAGAUUCUUGACAGGGAUCAAACCUCCUGAGUUCUUUUUCCAUUGCAUGGCUGGUCGUGAAGGUCUUGUGGACACUGCUGUCAAAACCAGUCGAUCUGGUUAUCUGCAGAGGUGUGUGAUCAAGCAUCUAGAAGGUCUUGUGGUCCAGUAUGAUCUGACUGUGCGGGACAGUGAUGGAAGUGUGGUCCAGUUUCUUUACGGAGAAGAUGGGCUAGACAUCCCCAAGACCCAGUUCCUACAGCCACGGCAGUUCCCUUUCAUCAAAGACAACUACGAGGUUAUUAGAAAGUCUAAGUGCUUGGAUGAAGUUCUGGCUAAAAUGGACUCACAGGCCACGUUUAAUCACCUUAAAGCCAUUAGGAGAUGGAAAGCCAAGCGUGAACGUGUUUCACCCAGAGAGGGAGCCUUCCUGCUCUACUCGCAGAAGAAACUGAGCCACGUGAAGUCUCAAGUAGGGUACCAGGAGCUGGACAGCGGGAGAAAGGCAGCCACUCUACAGCUGUUGGAGAGGUGGAGAGCUCUGGAUGACUCUGGCCGUAUGAAGUAUUUGAAGAAGACGUCUCGUUGUCCGGACCCGUGUCUGUCUCUUUACCGGCCGGACAUCUGCUUCGGGUCAGUGUCUGAGACGUUCGACUCCAUUGUUGAGUCCUACCUGGAGCAGUUCAACAUCAAGCAGGAAUUUCAGACGUCUGCUGAAAUCGUUGACUCAGAUAGAUUGAGGCAUCUCCUGCAGCUGAAGUGGCAGCGAGCUCUGUGUGACCCCGGAGAGGCCGUGGGUCUGCUGGCGGCUCAGAGCAUCGGAGAGCCCUCCACCCAGAUGACCCUUAACACCUUCCACUUCGCCGGCAGAGGAGAGAUGAACGUCACCCUGGGAAUUCCUAGAUUAAGAGAAAUACUCAUGAUCGCGGGUUCGAAGAUCAAAACCCCCAUGAUGAGCAUUCCAGUUCGGAUGAACAAGAAAGCCUUGAAGCAAGUCAAGACCCUGCGGAAGAAGAUAACACGCGUGUGUUUAUCAGAGGUGCUUCACAAGGUGGAUGUGAUAGAAACCUUCCGUUACGUAGAGAAAGGAAAACUAAGCGAGAAAUCACGAGUCUAUAAAAUCACAUUCCACUUCCUGCCUCCUGAGCGAUACCAGCAAGACAAGCUGCUCACCCCCAACAAGAUCCUUCAUUACAUGGAGCAGAAAUUCUUUCGCAUGCUGUUGGAGACCAUUAAGAGGCUGAACUCUAAACUGUCAGCUAUGGGAAAAGUGGACACGCGCAAAGCCACGCCGAGCGACGCCGAUCGACCGGUGGCGGGGGGUGUCGAGGGGGCGGCAGAGGUUGAGGCCGAUGAGGAUGCAGGAAAUGAAAAUAUUGUGGAUGACGAGGCGAAUGAAGGCGAUGCUGAUGCUACAGAUUCCAGUAGAAAGGAAAAACAAGAAGAGGAGGUGGACUACGAGAGCGAGGAGGGUGAGGGUGAGGAGGGCAGUGAUCAGGAACAGGAGGACGUGGCCGAGAACGGACAGAAGGACGCAGGAGAUGCUCAGGAGAUGGCUGAGGAGGAGUCUGGUGAGAGUCCCAACAGCUCUGAACAGCCGCUGGAAACGUCACAGGAAACGUCACAGGAAUCGAUGAGGAUCAACACUGUGCUUAAGUUAAGCCCCGCUAUGGAGGAGUACACAUAUGACACAGAGAACGGGCUGUGGUGUGAGCUGACCCUGGUCCUGCCCGUCACUACAGUGCACUUUGACCUCACGUCAGUGGUGGUGAAGCAGGCUCAGAACUCUGUCAUCAUGGAGACCAAAGGAAUCACACGCUGCUUGUUAAACGAAGUCACCACAAAGGACGGUUCAAAAGAGAUGGUGCUCAACACCGAGGGCAUCAACAUGCAGGAGAUGUUCAAACAUGCUGAUAUCCUGGACUUGAACCGGUUAUACUCCAACGAGGUUCAUGCUAUGGCCAACACGUACGGCAUCGAGGUGGCCCUGCGAGUCAUUGAGAAGGAGAUUAAAGAUGUGUUUGCCGUCUACGGGAUCGAGGUGGACCCGCGCCAUCUCUCUCUCGUGGCCGACUACAUGUGCUUUGAGGGGGUGUACAAGCCUCUGAACCGAAUCGCCAUUCAAUCCAGCAGCUCCCCGCUGCAACAGAUGACCUUUGAGACCAGUUUCAAGUUUCUGAAGCAGGCCACGAUGCUGGGUUCUGAUGAUAAACUCUGUUCGCCGUCGGCUUGCUUGGUCGUAGGAAAGGUUGUGAAAGGAGGAACCGGCAUCUUCGAACUGAAACAGCCGUUACAGUAAUAAACCAGGAUUGAUUCAUUGUUUCUCGCUGCUAUGGAGUUAAUAGAUGGACAUCUGUGUAUUUUUUUGUCUGUAUCAUCAAUAAAUCUUUUUUCUUUUGA
Messenger RNA from Megalobrama amblycephala (Wuchang bream), 5306 nucleotides. It is a transcript of the gene polr1a, whose product is annotated as RNA polymerase I subunit A. The record is from RefSeq and is a predicted model, not a curated record. Gene Ontology annotation, molecular function: DNA-directed RNA polymerase activity; DNA binding. The transcript has 34 exons. Gene Ontology annotation, cellular component: RNA polymerase I complex. Bases 112 to 5205 code for a protein of 1697 amino acids. Gene Ontology annotation, biological process: DNA-templated transcription. NCBI's taxonomy places the organism in Eukaryota, Metazoa, Chordata, Actinopteri, Cypriniformes, Xenocyprididae.